UUUCAAUUGCCGUGUGUGUGUUGGGUCCUAUGAGUAUUAAAUGUUUCCAUAUAUAAGUCAUCUUUUGAUGCAUAAUAAACACUAAAUAACUGCUAAGAGCAUUAACUGAGUAUUUUCUGUUUUGUAGUGCACACUUUAGCUCUGUUGUUCCUUCGAAACUUGAUCUGUGGUCCUAAGUGCUGUAGUGAAAGUCAACAGCUAUAUAUAAUUUGUUGAUAAGGUCCAGAAAACAACUUUUUGUGAGUUAAGACGAAAUGUCAACUGAAGGGUAAGUCCUAAAUAUUUGUUGUUCUUCCUUCAGUUAAUUUUUUUCAAGGAAUAACCUUUUUUUAAUAACUAUUGUAUGUUGUCUCUAGUGCUUCAUGCUCAAGUGAAAUUUCAGUGAACGUAAGCGACGCGUUCCAACGUAUUAUGCUGAACAAGAGAUUCGGAAGCUGGAUUGAAUUAGAUAAUGCGCUAAAGGAUUUCCAUAAAAUGACCCAUACACACUAUGUUCACGCAGAAAGUAGAUUGUUGAAGGAUGUGAGAUAUAAAUACUUGUUCGUAGUGUUUCGUUGCACGUUUGGUCGUAAACGUAAAUCAGAAGGUCUGAAUGUGAAUAAAAAACCGUGAGGACUCUAACUAAUGUGUUACAUUUAAGGUCUAAAUUUUUAAAUUGCCAAUCGAUGUUUCGCGUAAGAUUGGAGGGUCAACAAUACGUUAUAAAAUCUUACAACAUGUCUCACAACCAUCCGUGUACUAGUUCGUGGAUGGUUUGUGAUCCGUUGAGUAGACGAUUGUCAUCAGAAGAAAAAGAAAACUUGAAACCAGUUAUAUUGCACUGUCAGUCGACGGACGAAGUUAUCGAAAGUAUUAAGGAAAGAACAGGUAAGCAGGUGACCGCUGCUGAUGUCAAAAAUAU
This is a messenger RNA of Schistosoma curassoni, 901 nucleotides long. NCBI's taxonomy places the organism in Eukaryota, Metazoa, Platyhelminthes, Trematoda, Strigeidida, Schistosomatidae. The record is from the annotation of a GenBank genome assembly.